GCUGCCGGAGUGGCGUGCUGGUGUUGGAGGUGGCGGCAGCAGCAGUGUCAGCAGCGGUGGUGCGUGCGUGUGCUGGGGGUUUUCUCUGAGCUUUAAGGGGAAUAGCUGGGAAAGCCAAUCCUGACAGCACAUACAUAAGAGAGAGGGGGGUUUUCUCCAUUCUCCCCACGGCGUAGCUCCCGCAGCAGGAUUUUUAUCACUUGGUCUCCAGGAUGAAGCUCUGCGUGAGCGGAAGGGUCAUCAUAUGUAACGCAAACAGUAACUCUGCAAGCCAGACUUAACCGGUCUCCUCUAACACACAUGACGGCUCCCUGCGGUCGACCCCUUUAAACACAUGAGAGGGAAGGAACACAGACAAACCAUGAAAAAGAUUUACAUUGGUAAAACCGCCUUAAAAGUCCCCCGAAACGGCGGCAAACAUCCCAAAAAGAGCUCACUGCUGGAGCAGAAGGAAGACUUACGGAAGAGGCUUUCCUACACGACACAUAAGCUGGAGCUGCUGCAGAGCGAGUUUGACUCCACACGGCAGUACCUGGAGACAGAGCUGCGCCGAGCACAGGAGGAGCUGGACAAGUUCACUGACAAACUGCGCAGAAUACAGAGCAGCUACUCAGCGCUGCAGAGGAUCAACCAAGACCUGGAGGAGAAGAUCCACAGAGAUUCUCAGCACCAUGAUGAUGAGAAGCGAGCUCUGAGCAGAGAGAUCAUCGUCCUCAACAACCGCCUGAUGGAAGCGAAGCUCACCAUCGAGAAACUCCAAGAAGACAAUGACGUGUACAGAAAAGAUUGUAACCUUGCCGCUCAGCUUCUCCAGUGCAACAAAUCUCUUUACAGGGCCCAGCUCUCUGAGCUGCCUGCUGAUUUUCAGGAGCGUCUCACCCUCCACAUGGAGGACUCUCCUCUCUGUCACACCUACUCUGACUCUCUUAUUGCCAAAGUCCUCGAGAAGCCAGAUGAGGUCUGCAGUAGCAGUCAGGCCUCCCGCUCCCCCAGCCCUCAAGCCCAGGAGCACACCUUUAUCCUGGAGCGCAUUGGACCAGGAGAGCGUCUUGGGCUGCGUGCGGCCUACAAAUCUGACCUGUACAGCAGCGACACGGCACUGUACUGCCCCGACGACCGGCACCGUGAGCGCCGGCCCAGCAUGGACCUCCACGGUCAGAGAAAGCUCCUAUAUGGGCCCCAAAACUCCACCGAUAGCAACCCAGAGGAAGGCUCAGUGGGGCUAAGGGCCGGCUUCUCGCAGGAGCACUUUGCCAAGUUUCCUCCACCGCUGGGCGCAGGCUCCAGUUCCUAUUCCAGCUUUAGUGGAGGGGGGUCUGAAGACAAAGGUAACGGCCCUCCCAGCAGCGCUGCUUCAUCCCCACACCACCACUCUCUCUACAUGGAGUGGAGGGAUGCGGGGGACUAUGAGAGGAAGAGUGAUUCAUCGUGGGAGAGAGACAGUCCUGGAGGCUUUGCCAAUGCUCACCCGUUCACACAGAGCGAGUUAAGCCACCACCAGAAUGGCAGCUCGCCCGUGUACAGCCGCACCAUGUCGUCAUGCUUCAGUGAGCCCUACGAGCCACUCCCUCCAUCAUCAUCCCCUAGUGUCGCCUAUGGAGACAGUCGUCGGGGCAGCACUUUAGCCCCUGAGGAGGAGGAGCUGAUUGGCAGAUGGAGGCAGCUCAGCGUGGAGGAUUUGAGCGCCCACUCGUACCGCAGCCCAGGUCGAGCUUCGCCGUACAGCUUCUCAGAGCAGCAUUUCUCCGUCCGACCUGCAAAGAUCCGGCUCGGGCCGCUCUACAGCAGCUUCCAGGAGGGGGCAGACUACUACACCCAUGGAGGGGACACCAUGGAGUCUGGGUGGGUCGCUGCCAGCCCCAGUCCUGAAUGCAGCCCAAGUUUACGGCAGGCACACAGCCAAGCCCAUCUGUACCGAGCGGAGGACGGUCAGGGGUCUGAGCACAGCCUCUACCACUCAGGGUCCAGCUCCAAAGACAGGGAGGGGCCUGUGGCUGCGGGCGGGCAGAGCGCCGACUAUGUAGAUCCAAGCCCCAACAGCUCCACUGAGUCGCUGAACCAGAGGACCCUGGAGAUGGCUGCAGAACUGCAGCACUACCAGGUGGAGAUGCACAGCCUGCCUGCACAGGUGAGCCAGUCCCCUCCACCGGUCCCAGCCCCUCCCCCUCCUCCGUACAACCAAAAAUUUGGCUCCCUGGGACUCUCCAGGAAGGACAGUCUGACUAAGGCGCAGCUCUAUGGAACUCUUCUGAACUGAACAACUUAAACUGAUCAGGUUUAAUCUCUGAUAGGAUGCUAGAUGCAUCGUCUGCGGAGGUGCAGCUUCUGUUAGCGCGAUCAUUUUGAUAGAAAAUGGUUUAAAUAGCAGCCUGGAGGCUAAUUAUUCAGUAUAACCCUUCAUAUAACUUCAGCUGAGCGAUGAAAGCUUUGAUUGGAUGAGAGUGGAUGGAAAUAGUUUACACUUAAUUUACCCAGAGCGACAUAAGAGACUUGGCAGUGAAGCCUGUGAAAUUUGUAAGAAUGUGUACGUAUUUAAAUCACAAAUGUAAAAAUAUAUACUUAUUAGUAAAAAUCAAGUGAUAUAUUUUGUAUGUAGCUGUAAGCAAGGAAUAAAUCCCAAACAAUCACAUAUAAAAAGGAAAUCUUUGUUAAGCUGGAACUUGUACAUACAUUUAAAAGCUGCCGAUCUUAUAUUUGACGAACCUGAGCGGUAUUUAAUCAGUACAGACACAUUUAAGUUAUUUUUAAUCAGCUGAAACGGUUGCCUUGUGAGGAUUUAAAUGUUGGAAGAACACAAAAAUCGUUGCUUAAAUGAGAUUAUUUUAUCCUCUGUUGAUUCAGUUUGACAGUAUCGGUGGGUGUGUUUUGUUGUAAUUGAUGGAACAUUUUGAGAUCUGUCUUAACAGUCAGUAUUAUUUUAUAUUCUUGCUCUUCUAUAUCCCACGGAGAGGUUUUCCUGCCCCCAGUCUACCUCAGAUUUGAAUGCCCACACCCCACAUGAAGCCACUGUAACCCUGUUUUCUUUGACGGCGAUGCAUGAUCCUAUAUUUUGGUUGUUUUGUUCGCAUAAUAAAGCACAAAUUACACAGAGAAGCUUCAAUUAUUCCUUCAUUGUUUGAAUUUUUAUCCACAUUUUGGGAGCCAUGUGGCUGGAGCGUGCUGACUCACUACGAAGCCCUGCUGUAUCACUGAUGUGGAUUUAAAAAUAGGUCAGUAGAGGAGGAAUUUUUUUGCCAACUUCAGCAAACCCAAAAAAGAGAGGAAGUUUAUUUGCAUGUUCCAAGAAGUUAUCAAGGGAAGACUGUGAGGAAAGGCUGGCUUUGCUGAGUUUUUGUGAUGCUAACAAGUGUGGUACACCCAUCCAUCCGUUCAUUUUCUAAGUGUGGUACAAAUACUAAAAAUACAAGGGCUGGAAAAAAUAACCACAACACUUUAAAACAACAUUUUCUUUAGCAGAGAUUCAGGAUACGAUACGAUAUCAAUGUGUGAUUACUAGUACUUUGUUGUACUAUUACUUUGAUAAGUGCUAUCAUUAUUAUGUCCAAACGUGCUUUAUUUUAAAUGUAUUUAUUGACAUUCUUAUAAAAUUACUGAAUUGUUUGAACAAAUUCACAGGUUUCUUACUUUAAAAAACCCCAUUUCCAAAAAAGUUGGGGUGCAGCAUUAAAUGUAAAUAAACAGAAUGCAAUGACUUGCAAAUCUCAUUACCCAUAUUUUAUUCACAAUAAAAUAUAAAUAUUGUGGAACAAUUUUUGAAAAUUGUUUAUCACAGUAAAAUUGUGAAAACUUUGAAUAGACAAGCAUGCCCAGUACUUAAUGUCAGCAAAAGAAUCAGAGAAACUGGAGAAUUCUUUGUGUGCAAGGGGAGGGCCUCGUGAUCUUGGUCCUCAGGUGGUACUGCAUUAAAAAAAGGCUUUUUUUGUACUAGAAAUCACUGCAUGGGAUCAGGAACACUUACAGAAAUUAUUGCCUGUCAACACAAUCUAAGUUAAAGCUGUAUAAUGCAAAAAGAAAAAAAAACAGAAAAGAAGAAGUAUGUGAACACAAUCCAGAAACUCAUUUCAAAUGGACUGAGGCAAAAUGGAAAACUGUUCUGUGGUCAGAUGAUUUAAAAUUUAAUAUUCUUUUUGUAAACUAUGGAGGCCGUGUCCUGCAGACUGAAGAUGAAAGAGACUAUUUUGAAUUUGAUGGCAACAUAUCUCAAAAAAAGCAGGGACAGUGCUAUGUUUACCAUCCCCUCUUGUUUUAACAGCAGUCUGUAAACUCCCGGGAAGUGAGGAGAGCAGCUACUGGAGUUUUGGGGAAGGAAUGCUGUCCCAUUCUUGUGUGAUGUAGGAUUGUGGUUGCUCAACAUUUCUGGUCUCUUUUUUUUUUUUUUUUGCAGAUUUUUCAUUUUAUGAUGCUCCAAAUGUUUUCUAUUGGUGAAAGUUCUGGACAGCAGGUAGGCCAGUUCAGCACCUGGACUCUUCUGCUGCAAAGCUAUGCUGUUGUGGUGAUGUGGUAUUUAAUAUAACCACAGAACACUUUUCCAUUUUGCCUCAGUCCAUUUUAAAUGAGCUUUGGCUCAGAGAAGACAGCUACAGUUUCAAAUCUUGUCCACGUAUGGCUUCUUCUUUGCAUGACACAGCUUUAACUUGCAUUUUUGAACUGUGCUGACAGAAGAUUUCUGGAAGUGUUUCUGAGCGCAUGCAGAGAUCUCCAGUACAGAAUCAUGCAGUGCUGCCUGAGGGACCCAAGAAUAGGAGGACAUUGUCCUUUGUGCACAGAGAUUAUACACUGUAAGUGAUGGGAUGGGAUAUGAAAUUGUUCCACAAUUUUUAGAUUUUACAAACAUCUGCCCAUCUUUACUUCUAAGGGGCCCCGCCUCUCUAAAAUGCUCCUUUUCUACCCAGUCAUGUUUCUGGCCUGUUACCAAUUUAUGUGAUUAGUUUGAAAAUGCUCCUCCAGCUGUUUUUGUUCUUUGCCACUUACUUUUCCAGCCUUUUGUUGC
Cheilinus undulatus (humphead wrasse) is the source of this 4990-nucleotide messenger RNA. RefSeq lists its product as uncharacterized. Gene Ontology annotation, cellular component: synapse. The record is from RefSeq and is a predicted model, not a curated record. NCBI's taxonomy places the organism in Eukaryota, Metazoa, Chordata, Actinopteri, Labriformes, Labridae. The coding region runs from base 335 to 2257 and encodes 640 amino acids. The transcript is spliced from 7 exons.